Molecule: messenger RNA, 504 nt
Organism: Heterobilharzia americana
Lineage: Eukaryota; Metazoa; Platyhelminthes; Trematoda; Strigeidida; Schistosomatidae
Source: the annotation of a GenBank genome assembly
GUGCGCACAACAGAUUUUUAUGAUCGACACUUCUUUUACCGAUUAUUUUAUAUGAUGAUAGUUUUCUUUACUUUUCGAAUGCGAAUUUAUUUUGCCUGGAAAAUGUCCGAAUGUGUGUGUAUGUCGGCUGGAUUGGGUGCAUAUCCUAAAUUAUCUGAGCCUGAGAAAGGUGAAGGACCAACUAAUCUUCGUGCAUUGAAUUCCUACAGGUUAGAUUGUCAUUCUCGUUCUGGAUGUAAACAUUUUACUUCUAACUACUUAUAAUUUCUACCGUUGUUUGCGUAUACCUCAAGUUGACUGUGCUUAACAAUGUGAUAAUUCUUUGAUUAAAUACUAAAAGUGUAAACCGUUUAACCUGUUUAUUAGUUGUUUGAUAGCUUUUGCAGAUACCAGGAAUGCUACAAAUACACAUACGUUCAGGAGCUUGUAAGCCUCAUAUUGUCUAUAUUAAACUGUCAUGUUUCAUAAUUAUGAAACAGGAGCAAGUUAACUUGUAGCUCCCAG